AUGCACCAGGUGUCAGAAUGGCAUGGAAUAACAGGAUGUUUUCAGGUACAUUCCUUCUCCUUGUCCCGGCUUUGGUGUCAACAAGUCUGCAAGUGCCACAAAUGCCGAGUCAUGAGUGUUACCACUGUAGAGGGGCUCUGACAUUGGACGAGUGUUCGAAAAAGGACUGCCAUCCCCCUGGGGCGUGCUAUAUGGAGGUAUAUCGCGUAGGUGACAGUGAGAGAAUACAUGCCGAGUGCCUCCCCAGCCUGAAAUGCCUCUUGAAGAAAACGGGGACCCCAUUUGUUAUGUGGAAAGUACGUGGGUCAAGGACAUGUCAUGAUUGUUGCUUUGGAAAUCUCUGCAAUUAUCAUCUUUGUAGAUCCUCACAUGCGUGGUCAACGGUACCAACACCAAGGAAGACAACUUCGGCACGCCACAUCAUCGUAACCCAUGCACCACACAAAACCUUAGUACCCCACAUCCUACCCCAGAUCCAUGUACCACAUUUACAUGCAGCAUCAAGUUCGACACACAAACCCCAUGUACAUGCAGCAUCAAGUUCGACACACAAACCCCAUGUACACGCAGCAUCAAGUUCGACACGCAAAUCCCAUAUACAUGCAGCAUCAAGUUCGACACACAAACCACAUUUACAUGCAGCAUCAAGUUCGACACACAAACCCCAUGUACACGCAGCAUCAAGUUCGACACACAAAUCCCAUGUACAUGCAGCAUCAAGUUCGACACACAAACCCCAUGUACAUGCAGCAUCAAGUUCGACACACAAACCCCAUGUACACGCAGCAUCAAGUUCGACACACAAACCCCAUGUACAUGCAGCAUCAAGUUCGACACACAAACCUCAUGUACAUGCAGCAUCAAGUUCGACACACAAACCCCAUAUACAUGCAGCAUCAAGUUCGAUACCCCAUACACAUGCAGAAACAAGCUCGACACACAAUUCACAUAUACAUGCAUCAUUAGGUUCGACACACAAACCCCAUGUUUAUGCAGCAACAAGUUCGACACACAACGCCCAUAUACAUGAAGUAACAAUCUCGACAUACAAACCACACACUAAUGUAUUAUCAAGUUCGACACAGAAGCUUCGUAAAUAUACAGCAACAAGUUCGACACAUGCAUCCCAUAUGCAUGCCGUAACAAGUUCGACAUACAAACCUUAUGCAUCUCAUGCUGUAACACAUCAGACAUACGAACCUACUACACCCUUAUACAAAACAUUUAUAAGCACACAUGCAACAGACCCAUCUGAAUCCCAUACGGCCUCACUGUCACAACCAAGACCAGUUACAAGCUUUCAUACAAAAACAUGUGCUGUGUGCAAUGGGACGUUAUGUGGAGUUUUUCCUGAUAAGGAGGAGUCUAACGUCAUAUGUCCAGGACAUUCUCCUUUUUGCAUGAACACUGUGGACAACGCAGUGUCGGGUACAAGGCGUAUAACCAAAAGGUGUGCCUCGCAACACGCUUGCGAGAUGAAGUGGUGGAUCAGCUCCUCAGAUGUUGCAGAGUGCAUUAACUUCAGCCCUGGGCGGCGUUACGACUUCGCCUUCAUCUGUAACUACUGCUGCACGACAGAUCUGUGCAACAAGGACCUCUACCCAGCCAAACACACGCUCUAUGUUGGCAAAGAUUAGAACGGCGUGGGCUUAUAUGUUGUAUGUAGAAGUAUAUGGUUCUUUGUUGGAAUAAAUGGAAGCAUUUGUGAAACCAG
Molecule: messenger RNA, 1714 nt
Organism: Haliotis rufescens (red abalone)
Lineage: Eukaryota; Metazoa; Mollusca; Gastropoda; Lepetellida; Haliotidae
Product: mucin-6-like
Exons: 8
Coding region: 18-1637 (539 amino acids)
Source: RefSeq, a predicted model, not a curated record